Molecule: messenger RNA, 804 nt
Organism: Haliotis rubra (blacklip abalone)
Lineage: Eukaryota; Metazoa; Mollusca; Gastropoda; Lepetellida; Haliotidae
Product: NXPE family member 2-like
Exons: 3
Coding region: 1-708 (235 amino acids)
Source: RefSeq, a predicted model, not a curated record
AUGUACCAGUAUUUCGCAAGACAAGGUGCAUCGAAAAACAUUCUUUGUAUUUUCGAAGCUCAAAAAAUAAGAGAGGUAACUGUGGGUUCGACAUCGGUCGAUCAUGGCAAUAAAGAUGUUUGUAAUUUGACAGCUGAAAAUUACGGAAUUCCUUGGUUCUGUGGAAAACCGAAGAGCAGUCGGGUUCAGUGUAGUGACUGGACGAAGUUGUCACAUGAAUCAUUUAAUUCAAAUACUUUAUAUAAAAACAAGACAGUAGCGCAGUAUUAUCUAAGGGCCAUCUAUCACAGAGUGCACACAGAUUCAAUUAACAUUACAGUGCGACAAGAUGGAAUUCCCCCAGGAUCUAACGAUAUCCUUUUGAUCCACCUCUACGCUCACUUCCAAUACCACCAUCCCAAGGUGUUCAGGACGAACAUCAGGAGAACUGUGAGAUCACUGAAGGAACUCUUGGCGAGGUCGCCAAACGUCUCCGUUGCCAUCAAAGGGCCUCAUUACUUCAGCUUCAGGGACAGGAAGACACUGGGCGGCAUGUGGGGUCCUAUAUAUAAUCAUAUUCUGAAGGAAGAAUUUAAGGAGCUCUACCAGAAAGUGUGGUUUCUGGAUGUUUGGGACAUGACCGUUGCCCAAGAGAGCAGAGAUGUCCAUCCUUCCAGUAGUAUUGUCAAGUCCAUGGUAAACAUGUUUGUUGAUUUCGUUUGUAGCUAAUUCAGAAUCCGUUCAUGAUCAUUCGAACUUGUUAAAAAUCACUAUAAGUAUCCAAACGAAAGUAUCAGAUAAUUCCAGUAGACUUGAAUUUGUUAG